UUUUACAACCCUAUCGAUUACUUAGUACAUAUCUUCACUCUACGUUUCUUCUAAGCAAAAGCGCAUUUUAUGAGACCGCCGCCGCCUCGACGUCGCAUCGCCGCCCUCUGUCGUUUCCAUCACCGUCGCCGCCUCUGUCAUCCGCAUCCUCGUCACUGCCUGUUGUCGUUCCCGCCCUCCUCACUGCCCUCCGUCGUUCCCGUCACCGUCGCCACCUCUGUCAUCCUCCUCACCGCCUGCGUGCCAUGUUCGCCCGGGCCACCUCGCGGGAGCGGCGGCCAGCGGCGUCGGCGUCCGUCUACCUCAACGUCUACGACCUAACCCCCAUCAACGGUUACGCCUAUUGGGUCGGCCUCGGCGUGUACCACUCCGGCGUCCAAGUCCAUGGGGUGGAGUAUGCGUACGGGGCGCACGAGCACCAGAUGACGGGGAUCUUUGAGGGGGAGCCCCGGCAGUGCCCCGGGUUCGCCUUCAGGAAGUCCAUCCUGAUCGGCCGCACCGAGCUGGGGUCGCGUGAUGUGCGUGCGCUCAUGGAGGGCAUGGCCGCCGACUACUCCGGCGACACCUACAACCUUAUUUCCAAGAAUUGCAACCACUUCUGCGAUGACGCUUGCCUGCGCCUCACCGGCACUCACAUCCCCAAAUGGGUGAAUCGCCUUGCCAAGAUCGGGUUUCUCUGCAAGUGCGUGCUUCCGGUACGAGUAGCGGCCGUGCGGAAGCGCGGCGCGGAAGAUGGGAAACGCGGGGUGGACGCCGACAAGCGGCGGCUGAGGAGCAACUCCGCGAGAUUUCCUCCGGAAGAGGCCACCGCGCCUCCCAGCAGCAUCUCGAAGCCGGAAGUCACCAUCACCUCGCGAUCGACAGGUGGAAGGAAGCUCCGGCGAUCGGCGUCGUCGUCCUCUGCCGGAGGACUAAGAGGAAGAGGCGGCUCCUCGUUAUGUUAGCGAAAUGCCGGUGACGGCGAUGGCAAAUAUGGUGGGAAAGGACCUUCCUGGUCCUGGUCCUGGUCCUGGUCCUGGUCCUGGGAAGUGAAGCCUUCGCCAAACUCUUCCUUUUACUUUCCAAAUUAGAGUGCAAAUGAAAAUAUUUCUUUAUUCAACUCCUCCCUUUUUUCCCCUUUUUUUUCGGAGAACUGCCGCGAACCUGAGCCGCUAUCACGAUACGAUCUCCCUACCAUUUUGGGCGUGUCCGGAGCUGGCUGGUCGGUGUUUGGUCCUCUGUUUUGACUGCUUUGUUUCUAACUGUAGAAUAGAAUCGAAGGAGCGGAUCUAUUGUAUUGUU
Molecule: messenger RNA, 1281 nt
Organism: Zingiber officinale
Lineage: Eukaryota; Viridiplantae; Streptophyta; Magnoliopsida; Zingiberales; Zingiberaceae
Product: deSI-like protein At4g17486
Exons: 3
Coding region: 246-944 (232 amino acids)
Biological process (GO): protein deubiquitination
Molecular function (GO): deubiquitinase activity
Source: RefSeq, a predicted model, not a curated record